GAUUUAAUUGCAUUAUUCCCUAUAAAAAGCAUUCUCAUCCCGAGCAAACCUGAUCACUGUAAGAAGUAACCUCGAACGCGUUGGACAGCUUUUUAAUAACCAAACAUUUCAUUUACUGACAAAAAUCGGUUUCGUUGAAAGAUAGCAGAAUGAACAAGCUUGUGAUUUUGACGAUAUUCACUCUCCUGGCUGUGGUAUUUGCUGAUCAUCAUAGCGGAGGUUCUUCCAGUUUUGGUCAAGGUAGCUAUGGUAAAAGUGGUUAUGAGAAGAAAAAUUUCGGUGGAGGCGGACAUGGCCAACAAGGGUUCGGUCAAGGUGGAGGUCAUGGGCAGCAAGGAUUCGGCCAAGGAGGUCAUGGACAGCAAGGAUUUGGCCAAGGCGGCCAUGGACAGCAAGGCGGAGGGCAUGGACAGCACGGUUUCGGUCAAGGCGGACAUGGGCAGCAAGGAUUUGGCCAAGGCGGUCAUGGGCAGCAAGGCGGAGGGCACGGAUUUACACAUGAUCAACAGGGUGGUGGGCAUGAUCGCGAUCAUGGACAUGGCCAUGGAUAUAAAAAACAUGGAUAUUAGAUACGCUAGAAAUACAGGUUGAUACAGGUUUAAUGACCAUUAUUCUGAGUUAUAAUUAAAAACAAUCCGAUUUCAUUCAUAUGUCACGAAAGCUGAUAGCUGUUUUCGUCGCAUGCUGUCGAUAUCUGAAGAUUAACAACAAAACCAUGCAGUUCAAUGGAUUUUUUUCGCUAUAUUAAUGAAUUAUUAAACUUAGAGAAGAAUUUUAUUUUUGUCCCAUGCAAGAUAUGAGUUCAACUCAACUUCGGGAUUCACAUUUAGUUUGACCGAUUGAAUAAAUGCGAUUUUCAAAAUCUAA
This is a messenger RNA of Wyeomyia smithii (pitcher-plant mosquito), 867 nucleotides long. Its product is annotated as antifungal protein-like. The record is from RefSeq and is a predicted model, not a curated record. The transcript has 4 exons. Lineage: Eukaryota; Metazoa; Arthropoda; Insecta; Diptera; Culicidae. The coding region runs from base 247 to 591 and encodes 114 amino acids.